CUUCCCCUUCCCCUUCCCCCACACCAUUUCUCAAAACCCUAAACCUUCUCUCUCACUCACGCUCUCUCCCCUCAUCCAUGGCGACUUCUUCCUCCGCGGCGGCGGCGGAGGACGAUGGCCGCGGCGGCUGCGGCAAGGAGGAGGAGGAGGAGGAGGAGGAGGAGCCGUACCUGGUGGGCUUCGUGGUCGCGAAUAUCGUGGGGCUCCGCUACUACACCGGGCGUGUGAGCGGGCGCGAGCUCGUCGUCCUCGUCCGCGAGCCCCUCAACCCCUACGACUCCAACGCCAUCAAGGUCCUCAACACCCGCUCCGCCCAGGUCGGCCACCUCGAGCGCGCCGCCGCCAAGGCCCUCGCCCCGCUCCUCGACUCCCGCCUCCUCGCCGCCGCCGACGCCCUCGUCCCCACAAUCCCCCCCAGCCGUUACCUCUUCCGCCUCCCCUGCCAGAUCCACCUCUUCGCCCGCCCCGCCGCCGCCGACCUCGUCCGCGCCGCCGUCUCCGCCGCCGGACUCCGGCUCGUCGACCCCUCCGACCCCGAGUUCCCGCUCUCCGCCGCCGCCGCCGUCGCCGAGGGCGGGACCCGGAACGUUGAUGAGAUCUUCGCCCUGGUCGGGAAGGUCGAUGCGGCGGCCGAUCCGAUGGAGCCGCCGAGGGAGGUGGUCGUUACGGAGCUGUUCGAGCACCAGAAGAUAGGGUUAGGGUUCUUGGUCCGGCGGGAGAAUUCCUGCGAACUGCUGCUGUUCUGGGAGGCGGCGGAUAGCGGGGGAUUCAGGAAUGUGCUCACCAACCACCAGACCCAGGACCGGCCUGAGCCGCUGCGGGGCGGGAUCUUCGCGGACGACAUGGGCUUGGGCAAAACUCUAACCUUGCUCUCUUUAAUCGCCGUGAAUCGAAAAGAUGGAGUUUUCGCUUCUUCAGAGGAGAAUUCGGGUGGCAGAGGCAAAAAGAUGAGCUCUUGCGGUGGUCGGAAGCAGGGAUUGGGUAAAAAGGCCGGGAAUUCUCGGAAAAGGCGGAAUCUUGAUGAUGGUGGCCGUGGAGAGAACGAUGAGGAGGGUUCUUUAAGCUCGAACGCGACAUUGGUCGUGUGCCCGCCUUCGGUGUUCUCUUCUUGGAUAAGCCAACUGGAAGAGCAUACGAAGCCUGGUAGUUUGAAGGUGUACAUGUAUCACGGAGAAAGAACCAGGGUGAAGGAGGAGCUUAUGAAGUACGACAUUGUGUUCACGACGUAUAGUACGUUAUCUGCGGAAUUUAAUGACUCUGAUUCCCCGAUGAAGGAGAUAGAAUGGUUUAGGGUAAUUCUUGAUGAGGCCCAUGUGAUCAAGAAUUUUGCAGCUCAGCAGACGAAAGCUGUUAUCGCAUUGAAGGCUGAGAGGAGGUGGGUAGUCACGGGAACGCCCAUUCAGAACAACUCCUUCGAUCUGUUCGCGCUCAUGGCUUUUCUGAAGUUUCAGCCGUUCUCGAUCAAGAGCUAUUGGCAGAGCCUGGUGCAGCGCCCGUUAGAUCAAGGAAGUAAGAGCGGGUUGUCGCGCUUACAAGCCUUGCUUGGAGCUAUCUCAUUGCGAAGAACAAAAGAGACGCAGAAUGGUAACGAGAGUGUGGUUGGAUUGCCGCCUAAAAUUGUUGAAACAUGUUUUGUUGAGCUUUCUUCUGAGGAACGUGGCUGUUAUGAUCGAAUGGAGGAGGAAGCAAAAAACACAGUGAGGGGGUACAUCGAUGCAGACUCUGUAUUGCGCAAUUACUCGACUGUACUUUGUAUCAUAUUGCGGCUUCGCCAAAUCUGUAAUGAUGUUUCAUUGUGUCCUUUGGACAUUAAAUCCAUACUUCCAUCGGAUACUCUUGAAGAUGUGUCUAAGAAUCCAGAGUUGCUGAAGAAGCUUGCCUCGCUGGUCAAAGACGGAGACGACUUUGACUGCCCCGUCUGCCUCUGCCCGCCGAUCAAAACUGUUAUAACAUGUUGUGCUCACUUAUUCUGCCAAUCCUGCAUACUUAAGACUCUCAAGCACUUAAACGCUCGUUGCCCCAUGUGUCGUCACCCCUUAUCAAAAUCUGACCUCUUUCUCGCCCCAGAAUCCCAAUCUACCUUGGAAGACGACUUGAAAUCUGUCUCUUCCAACCGACCAAUCUCAUCGAAAGUUUCUACCUUGUUGAAACUUCUUUUUUUGUCAAAGAAACAAGACCCCUCAACGAAGUCCGUCGUUUUCUCUCAAUUCAGAAAGAUGCUAGUCUUGCUCGAGGAGCCUCUUAAAGCUGCAGGGUUUAAUAUCUUGCGGUUAGAUGGGUCGAUGACCAUGAAGAAGAGAGCAGAUGUUAUCAGAGAGUUCGCGCGAACCGAUCCCGAUGCACCGAAUGUGUUACUGGCGAGCCUCAAGGCCGCAGGUGUGGGAAUAAACCUCACAGCGGCGUCGAGAGUGUAUUUAUUUGAUCCGUGGUGGAACCCAGGGGCUGAGGAGCAGGCAAUGGAUCGGGUGCACCGAAUCGGACAGCAGCGGGAAGUGAGGGUAGUAAGAUUGGUAGUGAAAGGUAGCAUCGAGGAGAGGAUAAUGGAGUUGCAGGAGAAAAAGAGGAGACUAGCAAGCGGAGCAUUCGGGAAGAAGGGGGCAAAGGAACAAAAUCAGAUGCGUGUUGAAGACCUUUGCAUCCUGAUGAACCUAUAUGGGUAUGGGACGACCUGUACAUUCUCCCCUAAGAUAGUAGGACCGCAGCCUGAGCUUAUCGACACACCACUAGGGUGUAGGUGGAAUACCAGACUGGCUUUUCGGGACAAUGUCAGGACUACUGACAUUGAGUUUUAUCGUGAUCAGCUUGAUCAGCAGCUAGAGUCUCAGAUUACAUGGAGGCCUUAUACAGACAGUAUUAGAUACGCUCCCACCCUUUUGUCUAGCGGGGUCCCAGGUUUGGCGAUCGAGGACCACCUUAGUCUGCUUCCACAUUAUUGAGCUGCAUCUUUCGGAUUGUGUGCUUCGACAGUUUGGUCUAUUACAGUAUAUAUCUGAUGCAGUGGUUGCCAUACCUCGCGACACUUUACGAGGUAGAGUAGAUAAGAAUUGGGCGGCAUACCAUACUUCAUAUAUUCAGCGUUAAGAUGAUAGAUUGGUGGAUAUAGUAGAGGUGGAUCCGGAGGUAGAUCCAAAUCAUAUACGAGCUAUCACUGUUUACAUGCAGCGGUAUUGGAGGAUCACCAAGAGGUGGAUAUUUAGACAAGUACAGAGGGCAUCCCUUGGGUAUCAGCCACAUGGUCACGUCGAGAGAGUAUUGGUCGAUAUCAUAUAGAGAUCACAUUAUACGAUUAGACGUGUUCAGCUAGAUAUUACAGGAGGUAGAAUAUUAGAUGCCCUAUCACACGUUGCCGAUCAGAUGAAAGCAGUUUUGGAGAUUUUACCUACGCUUUCAUAUACUGUACCUCCACGGCCAGCAGAAUAUGGUGGACCAUCGACGUCAGGCCAUAUACCAAUUUAUAGUCCACCAAAGUCAUCUUCACCGAUACAGGAGCCACCUUAUGUACCAGAGGAUCCACCUCGGCCAGUUGAUAUUGUUUAUUAUAGGCGCCGACGUCAGUUGCAGUCUCUCCGUAUAGAUUAGCCUUCAUCUUCAUCUCCUCUACGGCCAGACAUACUACCGACACCUGUUAUUAUUGAGCACGAGAUUAGCCGGGUGAUCGAAACGCAAGACACUCAGCCUAUUAUCGAGGGUGCUGCUAUCGAGCAUCUCGACCAGUUGGAGGUCUUAGAGCCUUUUGAUGAGCAUGGUGUUGAUCGUGGUAGAGAACGUGUAGGUAGACGUGGUCGAGGGAUUAGGAGGAGAACAUGACAUUAUAUUUUUAUAAAUUUUAAAUUACACCGAACUUUCUAUAUUAUGGAGAAACUUGCUUUAAUUUUUGAUAUUCUGUUGUGAUGAUCUGGUAUUGAUGCUUUAUUGAUGUUCUGUUGGAUUUGUUGUUAUAUUGUUGAUAUUGAAUUUCUUGUAUUGUUGUAUU
Molecule: messenger RNA, 3973 nt
Organism: Ananas comosus (pineapple)
Lineage: Eukaryota; Viridiplantae; Streptophyta; Magnoliopsida; Poales; Bromeliaceae
Product: putative SWI/SNF-related matrix-associated actin-dependent regulator of chromatin subfamily A member 3-like 1
Exons: 7
Coding region: 78-2936 (952 amino acids)
Molecular function (GO): ATP binding; zinc ion binding; ATP-dependent chromatin remodeler activity
Source: RefSeq, a predicted model, not a curated record